AUUUAUACACGUAUAAAUAUGUUUAAGCUAUUGACUUUCCUAUUAUUAGUUCUUACCAUCUAUACUAAUGAUCUUAACACCUAAAAUCUUGAAACUGAAUCAUAACAAUCCUAAUAGUAAUAAGAAAUAGAAACUGAAGGCUAGAAGUAAAUCUAAUUAUUAUAUCAUUAGAGUUAUUGCUAAACUCACUGCUUGUUGGGUUUUAUCAGUCUAAGAAUUGUCUGAAGAAUAAAAAUAAAUUAAUGAGAUUAUUAAAACUUAAUCAACUUUGAAUAGAGAAACUAUCUUUUAUAAGAUUUAAACAACUUUGUUAGAAGAAUGUUAUUCAAGAGCACCUGAUGAAGAAUUGAAUAAUGUUAUGAAAUCUAUUUAGGAAGACAAAAAGAAUUACAAAACAUUCAAAUAACAAAUACCAGAUUUUAGUUUUGAUUUAUUUUAUACCAAUACUUUUGAUUGGACUUUUACCAAAAAUGAUGAAACUUUAAUGAAAUAUAUUAGAGUAAAUCUAUUUAAUAUAUAAUAAUAGAGAUUUGAAGAAUGGGUUACUAAAAAAACACCAACUACUAGUACAGUCUAAUAACCUAAUUAAUAAUAAAGUGUUUUUGCUGAAUUAAAAAAGAAGAUAUAAGAUAUGAGUAAAAAAAGCUAAGCUAAAGAUACCGAAUCUGAUAAUAAGGAAUAAUUAGAAAGAUAUUAAUUUUAUUUGUCAAAAUAAUAAGGUAUGAAGGAUCCAAUCAAUUAUAUAUUUGCAGGAAUUGCAGUAUUUAGUUUCGGUUUAGUUUUUUAUUUAGGUAUUAAUUAAUAUCAUAUUUAAGUUUAUUCCAGAGUUAAAAAUGCUGAUGUAGAUCCAAGAUAAGAUAAAAAGAAUAAGAAAUAAAAAUCUAAAAAAGAUUGAUGAGAUAAUCAAAUAUUUAUUAAUAAUUUAUUU
This is a messenger RNA of Paramecium sonneborni, 928 nucleotides long. NCBI's taxonomy places the organism in Eukaryota, Ciliophora, Oligohymenophorea, Peniculida, Parameciidae. The record is from the annotation of a GenBank genome assembly.